Molecule: messenger RNA, 675 nt
Organism: Stegastes partitus (bicolor damselfish)
Lineage: Eukaryota; Metazoa; Chordata; Actinopteri; Pomacentridae
Gene: tnfaip6
Product: tumor necrosis factor, alpha-induced protein 6
Exons: 4
Coding region: 1-564 (187 amino acids)
Biological process (GO): negative regulation of inflammatory response
Source: RefSeq, a predicted model, not a curated record
AUGUGUCUGGACUGUGACUGUGUCCACCCUGCCGGCUGUGGGAGUGGGUGGGUGGGCGGGAGCGGCCAUAAAUCUAACGUCAGCGUUCCCGGAGGAGGAGGCCGAGUCGCCGGGCUGACGGGAAAAGUGGCAGAAGCUCAGAAGACGUUGUUUGUUCUGGUGUUUCCUACAGCAAAGGAGUGCGGCGGCGUCCUGACGGAGCAGCAGAAGGUCAUCCAGUCACCUGGCUUCCCUGACGAGUACCAGGAUGAGCAGAUCUGCUACUGGCACAUCCGGGUCCGUCUGGGCCAGAGGAUCCGGCUGAACUUCCUGGAGUUUGACGUGGAGGACGACACGGCGUGCCUGGCUGACUACCUGGAGGUCUACGACAGCUACGACGACGUGUCCGGCUUCGCUGGAAGGUUCUGUGGUGAUUACCUACCUGAUGAUAUGAUCAGCACAGGGAACGUGAUGACGCUGAAGUUCCUGUCGGACGCCUCGGUCACGGCCGGAGGCUUCCAGCUGCAGUACACAGCUGUCAACGCAUCGCUGCUCUCACACAACCACACCCAUCACUUCACCUGAGCGGCAGGUGGCGCUGCUGCAUCCUGAUGCUGUAUUUAUGACGUGACUGGUGACCUCGUUUACUGUAAUGAGUGUUUAGAGCUGAUUAAAGGAAUAAAACAAGUGAAACCC